GUUUUUGCUUAGUCGUCGUGAUAGUGUCGUAUCGAAUUGUUUUGUUGAAAUAUAACAAAAAUAAAAUGUUUAUUAAUACCGGCAAAGUUUCUUUGCUGUAUGCAGCUCGUCUACCUGGCAGUGGGGUGCAAUGUUUUAAGAAAUGUGCAGCCAUUCAACCUUUUCACACAACUGCCGCCGGCCAGAACUAUGUAGACCCUGCUCCCUUGCCGUUGCCCAUCAAUGUGGAUGCCGCAGAGACCACACGCUUCUCGCCCCAACGUUCACGUGAUAUUUCGGCCACCGUGAUAAUGGCACAGGCACCUAUCUCGACCAUUGACAUUACCACGGAUAAUAGUUAUAGCGGCUCACAGGGUGCCACAGUUGGCUUAUCCCCGGAUGAUCCUCAUGUCCAAUCGUACGAUUGCUUCGGUGCUGUCAGCUUGAAUUCGGUGAUGCAGAGCAAUGUCCCUCAGCCAUUUGGAGGCAUGCAUAAGUUCUCGCAUUUAAAUAUGCCCGGUGGUCAAUGGUCCCAGGAAUUCAAGUUUACAUCACAGAAUAUGCAGAGCUCACAUUAUCGUGCCUUGCGUGACAAUUACCGCGCCGAUUGGGUGACAUACGAUCAGAAUGCCACCUUGAAUUCUGGAGGAGGAGGUCAAGGCUUUUCCAUACGUCGCAACUUUAGCACAGAGCGCGGGGCAACAUCGCCUACUACAGCCCCAUCAGCAGCAGAAGCACCAGGCACAGCCACCUCAGCCAUAAGAACGGAAGCAUCCACAACGCCAGAGAGCCAGAGUUUGAGUAAAAAGGAGCAACUGAAGCGUGCCUUUAAAGAGUAUGGUGCCACCAUUGUAGUUUUCCAUGUGGGCUUGUCAUUAAUGUCGCUGGGUGGUUUCUAUGUACUAGUAAACAGCGGCAUAAAUUUCGUGCCCAUUUUGGAAUACCUUGGCAUUGAGUCAUCGGCCAUUGGAGAGAAAUUGGCCACUGGCAGUACAUUCGUUGUGGCCUAUGCUGUCCACAAAGUGUUUGCUCCCCUUCGAAUAAGCAUUACCCUCGGAGCAACUCCAUUUAUUGUGCGAUAUCUGCGUGCCAAGGGAUUCAUGAAGCCAAAGAUUAAGGGCAACUAAAUUAAUCACCUAUCAAUAAUUUACGACAAUACAUAUUAUUAUAUUAUUCA
This is a messenger RNA of Drosophila willistoni, 1156 nucleotides long. RefSeq lists its product as uncharacterized. Gene Ontology annotation, cellular component: mitochondrion. The coding region runs from base 66 to 1106 and encodes 346 amino acids. The record is from RefSeq and is a predicted model, not a curated record. Lineage: Eukaryota; Metazoa; Arthropoda; Insecta; Diptera; Drosophilidae. The transcript is spliced from 4 exons.